GGUAAUUAGAAAAUUUUUUCUAACCCUUAUUUUACACUCUCCAAGCUCUAUAACAAUGUAUUCUAUAAAUGCAAACACGAUGAAAUAGUGGCGCUGUUGUCACUAAACGUUUAAGGUUAAGUUAGCUUAACAUUAUAUUUAAUGCUUAUUUAAAAAAUAGAUUGCGUGUGAUCAUAAUUUUUUCAAGCGAUAUGCUUUCGUUGUGUAUAACAAAAAUGUUAAGCCAAUACCAAUUUAUAGAAAAUCAUUUGCAUAACCAUACUAUCUACAUAUAUAUCAUAAAAUGAUAUUUUAUUCAUAAUGCGUUUGUUGCGAAUUAUUCGAUAUAAACAACACACCAUUUUUCUAUUAACUGCAAGGAAAUCGUUACUAAUUAAUCCAUCCAAAGGAAAAGGUAAUGUCGUCGUUGAAUUUAAAAAAGAUUUCAACGCCACGUUAAGGUUAUCUAUUAAACAGGAAUACAAGAAGCAAAAGAUUCUAUCAAAUAUUUACAAAGAUGGUUGAAGGACAUUAUGAACAGGUCCAGUUAAUAUAUUGAAGGUAAAUAUGAAAGAAGCAAUUAAAUGUGAAGCAAUUAAACAAAGUAAUAAGGCAACAAAAAAUAGUGAUAGGCCGUAAUCACAAUGGAAAGACUUUUUGGAAUAUUUAUAUCCACAGUUAUUUAUUUCUUUAUCAAGUACUCUGAUCAUAGGAAUGUUAAACAUAUGGAUCCCAAAAAGACACGAUAAUACAUAAAUGUAUUGACAAAAAUAGUAUAAAGUAAAGGAAAUGUUUCUACAAGGAAUAUUUUGGGAAUGCUUCUGUGACCAUUACUUAUGUUGGCAUGCAUAUAUAUUGCACAAACAUUUUUUACUUUUGCUUAUAUUCACGCAAUUUCUUAUAUUAUAAAAAAAGUGGCAAUGAAAUCAAAAUGUAUUCAAAUCUAUCAUUGUGCAAGGUGGUACACUCUUCGAGAAACAGAAGUAUUUUUUAAAGUAGUUGCAUAUGCAUCUGAAAAUUUAGUACAUGUACUUAAAUAUGCUACCAUUGCCAAUGAUGGCGGCAGGAAAGACAUUAAUACAUCAGGAAAACUCUUAAAAGAACUGAAGAAAGCAUUAUUUACAGCCAAGGACGUGAAUUAUUUAGAAAACGAAUUAAAAGAGAAAAUCCAAAACGAUAAAGGAUCGAGGAAUAAUCUUAACAGCAAAAUCAUGGAGAAAGAACAAUAAGUUAAAGGAUCAUUCACAAGAGAUUUUUCAUCAGAGGUAGUUUCUCAUUUUGUAUUCCAGAAAAAAUAGAAAAUUUUAAAUAUUUAGAAGAUCAUUCUCAAAUUGUCGAAAAAGAAUUGCACAAGUAAAAAUUAAUAUGCAAAAAUUACAUGAGCAUAAUGUAGUCCUUUGAUGCAUAAAUAUACUUUGAAAAUGAGGUAGAAGAAUACUGUGAAUUUCACGGUCAUUUUGACAAGACGUUGAAAAGGAGCCGCUUGAAGAAAACCAAAUAUGGAAAUGGAAUAAAGAAUUCAGACCAAGUAAUCUGAAUUUAGACCAUCGAAGAAAAGAACCUUCAACAAUAAGGAACAAGCAACAAGGAUGUCACACAGAAGCGAGCUUCUUGUGAAAGUCAAAUUUAGUAGCAAUAAAUGAUACGACAGCUUACAAACUGCAACAGAGUAUUCUAAGAUUUACACAUCAAUGAAGAAGUAAGAAGUAACGUUUUAUAUUAAAAGUCGAGCUCGGAAUUGCGACAAAUAGAAACACUGAAUAAAAUAAGCACCAAAUCACACAUUUCAGAUAAUCGAAAAGAUGAAACCAUUACAUAUAUUUUAUCUAAUAUUCGAUCACCGCUCUGACGAAAUGAUGAUGGAACGCAGAACGGUAUCAUGAAAAAGGAUAUUAAUCAGCAACAACAUAGUAAUAACAAGAACACAUUCUGGUAAAAUCACUUGUCAACUGAUUGAUUUUUAAACGUAAUGGUUAUUGUAAUAACAAUCAAAAAAAAGAAAAUUACUGAAAAUUCACUUUUACAUUGCAAUUAACAAGUAGGUAAUAUAAUUAAAUACGAAUUUUAAGUAAGCUAAAUUCUACAUAAAGCUCACAUCAGAAGAUCCAAAGGGUAGAAAAUUUUUGAUAGUUUUAUAGUCUACCAUCAAAAAAUUUUUAGGAUUGUAGUCUUUAGGAUCAAUUAUAUCAAUUACGCUAGAUGAAUGACUUAUAUUUAUUUAUAUUAGCGAUAUUCAAAAUUUUAUAAAGCGUUCUUUUGAUCGUUCAAAAAACAAAUUGUGAAAGAAAGAUAAAAUAUGAAUGAAUAUUAUAAAUUCGCCCACACACUUCGACAAGAUUUUUCUCUUAUAA
Molecule: messenger RNA, 2330 nt
Organism: Vespa mandarinia (Asian giant hornet)
Lineage: Eukaryota; Metazoa; Arthropoda; Insecta; Hymenoptera; Vespidae
Source: RefSeq, a predicted model, not a curated record